Plasmodium malariae is the source of this 2649-nucleotide messenger RNA. Its product is annotated as conserved Plasmodium protein, unknown function. The transcript is spliced from 7 exons. NCBI's taxonomy places the organism in Eukaryota, Apicomplexa, Aconoidasida, Haemosporida, Plasmodiidae. The record is from RefSeq and is a predicted model, not a curated record. Bases 1 to 2649 code for a protein of 882 amino acids.
AUGCCUAAUGUAGGAGAAAACAAACAUAGAAAUAACAGAAACAUAUUCAUAGACGACACAAGAAAUUACAAAAGGAAAUCAAUUGAUGAACAAGAUGAUUAUUCAAUUGUUGAAGAUUUUCUCUAUUUAAAUAAGGAAAAAACGGAUUCACAGAAUGUUCAGAAGGAAAACUUAUACGUUAAUGUUAAUUUGGGUUCAACUCGUACUAGUGCUAUAGGUUUAAAUAUAGAAAAAAGUAGUAACUUAGGGGAAAAAAAAAUUGAAGAAUCAAAUAGUGUAAAAAAUUAUAAAAAUUGUGGAGAUCAAAAUGAACUCUGUUUAGAAUCUCCCCUAAAUGAAAUUCAAAGGUAUCAACUGACUUUACUUAAAAGAAGCAACCCAACUUACCCUAAGUCGCCCAAAGGAAUAGGAACUAGCAGUAAUAUGGACGGGGUAUACAAACAUAAAACAAAACAUGAAGAAGAAAAAUCUAGAGGGAAUCAUAAUAGUUCAAAGGUUGAGAUAUCCUUAAAAGAAAAUAUAAAUGAGUUAAAUAAGUGCACAGACAUGAAAAUGCAAGAACACCUUUUGCUAAUAAAAUCAAGAAAGAAUUUUAAUGAUUUACGUACUAGCAAUAUGGAUGAUGCUACAUUAAAUGAUCCAAAAAUUGCCAGUUCCAAAAAAAAAAUAGAAGCUGAAAAUAAUACGAUGAUCAAGUGUGUCAACUAUAUGAAUAAAAAUAAUAAAAUGAAAGGAUUACUUGAGAUAAAAAAGAAAGAGUAUUAUAAUGAGGAAUAUACUCUAGAUGAUGAUAAUAAAAUUAAAAAAAGUAAUAUGAUUAUUAAUAGAAGUAAAGGUUAUGAUAGCGAAUAUAUGAAUAAUGAGUUUAUCCGUAAGGACAAAACGUAUAAGCUUAAUGAAGAAGCAAUAUGUAUCAGUAAUAGAAACACUAAAAUGAACGAAGGGCAUGCAAUUCUAGAUGAUAAUACAGUAACUGAUAUGAACACUAAAAGAUGUGGACUUACGCGUAAGGGUAUCGUUUACGAAAACUACGUUAUUCAAAAGAAAAACCCACUAAUGAGUGAAAAAAAAUAUAUAAAUGAUACUAAUAAUAAACAUGAUGAUACUAAGAAAAGUAGUUUACAUAAUAAUACAAAUAAAAAUAGGAUACGUGAAGUGUCGACGAAUAGCUGUAAAAUGGACGAUGGUUGUAUGAUUUACAAGAGAGAUAAGUAUGUUAAAAAUAGUGUAAUGCAGGAUAAUAAUGGUAAUGAUAACAGUGAUAAUGAUGAUAAUAACAACGAUAACGAUAAUAAUAACAGCGAUAACGAUAAUAAUAACUAUAGUGAUAAUAAUAACAACAGCAAUAACGAUAAUAAUAACUAUAGUGAUAAUAAUAACUAUAGUGAUAAUAAUAACAACGAUAAUAAUAAUUAUUAUUAUAAUAAUGAAGAAGCAGGUAAUAACAGUAACAGUCACUAUAGCAAGAGAGGAGACAAAAGUUUGAAUGAUAAGGCAAAUACGCAAUUUUCCAAAAUGUACAAUUAUAUUGAUGAUAUAUGUGUGAAUAGAACAAAUAAUACUAAAAAUGUAAUAAAAAUUGUAGAUAAUAAUACACAGACGUCUUUCAAUAUCAAUAUUUCUAAUAGAGAAAAUAACCUGUACGAAAGGACCAUGAUUGAUACAAAUAUAAAUGCAGAAGGAAAUGGCGAUAUGAAAACAGUAAAUAAAAAUAAAACCGCUUUAACAAAUGUAAAAAUGCAGGAUAAAAAAAAUUGUUUUGGUAAAGCACUAAAUGAUAUGACGUAUAAUAAUGCACCAAAUAAAAUUAUUAACAAGAAUACAAAAAACUUAAAUGUUAACUCCAAGAUAAAAAAUGACGUAGCAAUAACUUACCUUACUUAUGAAGAAAUAACAAAUUUUCAAUUUGAAAUAAAUGAUGAUAACAUAAAUGAUAUGAUAACAAAAUUAAUUGAAAUUACAAAGGAUCAAGAAUGGACAAAACAAAUAGAAAAUUUAAUUAAUCUACGAAGAAUUCUAAAAUUUCAUCAUAAAUUAUUUUUUGAAAAUCAUACAAAGGAAUUAAGAAAAAUAUGUAGAUCAAUUAUAGAUUUGCUAAAUAGUCCAAGAUCAAGUGUGUCAAAAAAUGCACUAUUAUGUUUAUCCGAAUUUUACUCCAUUGGGAAAAAAAAAAUGGAUAUUACGUUAGAUGAUGUUAUUAUACCGUGCUUAAAAAAAGCACAUCAGACCUCCAUUGAUUUUUUAAGCAGUGCUGCUAACAAUGCAUUACUCUCUAUUUGUAAUUCAUGUAGUGAAAGUAAACUGAUUCUCCAUUUUGUUAAAAUAGUUACAUCAAAACAAAAGACAUAUAACCUGAUAUGCUUAAAGUGUUUAAUCGCUGUGAUUAUUAAAUAUGAAGAGAACAUUUGCAAAUUUAAAGAAAUGAAUAAGCUAAUAGAAGCCCUUCUUGAGUGUACUGCAGGUGGGAGCGCCGAAAUAAAGUGCACAGCAAGAGUAGCUCUGGUUGUGCUUGACAACAUAUGCCCAAUCAAACAAAUAGGUAGCAAAUUGCACAUUCCAGCAGAAAAAAUAAAAAAGAUAGAAAAUUUGACGGAGCGAACAUCAGAAAAUGAAAUUGAUAUGGUAUUAGGAAAAAUAAAGUUUAGCUAA